AUGCGUGCAAGUUCCAUUGAUAUUCAUCCGAAUGCAAAAUGGGCACAGAAUGGAAUCACUGUUGCUGGAGGAAAUGGAGAAGGCAGUGGAACCAAUCAACUCUAUUGGCCACAUGGUUUGUACGUCGACGAUGAUCAAACGAUUUAUGUCGCUGAUUAUUGGAAUCACCGUAUUGUGGAAUGGAAAUCUGUUGCAACGAAUGGAAAAGUAGCUGCUGGUGGAAAUGGAGCUCAUCAGUUAAACAACCCAGUAGAUGUGAUUAUCGACAAAGAGAGCGAUAGUCUCAUCAUCAGCGAUUAUGGGAAUAACAGAGUAGUUCGUUGGCCUCGUCGAAAUGGUACUCGUGGAGAAACAAUUAUUUCAAAUAUCUCUUGCGGAGGUUUGACAAUGGACGACAAUGGUUCUCUCUAUGUCGUUGACAUUGGAAAAUAUGAAGUGCGACAAUAUAAAAUUGGUGAUACUAAAGGAACAGUAGUUGCAGGUGGUAAUGGAGAAGGAAAUCAUCUCGAUCAACUCUACUAUCCCCACUACGUAUUUGUCGAUCGAGAUUAUUCAGUUUAUGUGUCUGAUUUUGGAAAUAAUCGUGUAAUGAAAUGGGAAGGAGGUGCAAAACAAGGCAUUGUCGUAGCCGGUGGUCAAGGAAAAGGAAAU
Molecule: messenger RNA, 651 nt
Organism: Rotaria sp. Silwood1
Lineage: Eukaryota; Metazoa; Rotifera; Eurotatoria; Philodinida; Philodinidae
Source: the annotation of a GenBank genome assembly